Molecule: messenger RNA, 8631 nt
Organism: Notolabrus celidotus (New Zealand spotty)
Lineage: Eukaryota; Metazoa; Chordata; Actinopteri; Labriformes; Labridae
Gene: tecta
Product: tectorin alpha
Exons: 33
Coding region: 84-7508 (2474 amino acids)
Biological process (GO): cell-matrix adhesion
Molecular function (GO): protein binding
Source: RefSeq, a predicted model, not a curated record
GUGGGCGGGCCUUAGGCUGACUACUAACCGAAGAAAACAAAAACAAACAGUGCUCUGAGGGGUUCCGGGGACGGGCUUAAACCAUGGAGUCAUCCUCUGACGAAGAGGAGCCACGCACCUUCAUCCGAGUGCUCAGCGAGAAAUACAACCCAGAGAAUUUCCCCUACGGCCAAGGAGUCGUGGUUAUGCCCAGCCCGCCUGGAUCCCCUGUCAAAGAUCGCCUGUUCUUGCCCAGCAUACUUGUACUAAACUACUGUGGAAUCACUAAAGCUGGUGAUCGGUCCGAUAUCGCAGCUUUCUGUGGUCAUGUGGUGGAGCUGGACCUGUCCCACAACCAACUCAGUGACUGGACAGAGGUCUGCACCAUCGUCUCCAGCAUCCCCCACCUGGACUUCCUCAAUCUGAGCAUGAACCCUCUGAGCAGCGUGAACCUGGAGCCCAGCAUGGCUGACGUGUUCUCCAGAGUCCGGCAGCUAGUCCUCAACAACACACACGUGGCCUGGGACACAGUGCACACACUCACACAGCACACACCAGAGUUAGAGGAGCUCUUCCUGUGUCUGAAUGACUACGACGUGGUGUCAGAAGCCAAGAAGUCCUGUCCGUCCUUACGCCUGCUGCAGAUCACAGACAACCAGCUGCAGUCCUGGGCAGAAGUGAGGAAGUUUGGAAAGAUGUACCCCAGUCUGAGAACGCUUGUGCUGGCCAAUAACAGUUUAGACUCUGUGAACGACACUCAGGAAACUCUGCAGCGCCUGUUCCCGAACCUACGCAGCAUCAACCUCAACAACUCAGGCCUCAGUAAAUGGGAGGACAUUGUAAGUCUGAAUUUCUUUCCCAAACUGGAGGAAGUCAAAGCGAUGGGGAUUCCUUUACUGCAGCCGUACACCACCCAGGAGAGACGCUGCCUCCUGUUAGCGCAGUUGCCGUCUGUCGGGGUGUUGAACGGUGGUAAGGUAUCUGAUGGUGAGAGAGAGGACGCUGAGAGGUUUUUCAUCAGGUACUACCAGGACCAGGACUGCCCAGAGCAGGAGCUUCCUGAGAGACUGAACUACUUUGUUUAUUUAAAAAGGUGGAAGGUCUCAAUGAUGUUCGUCUUUGUACAGACACGAGCUAGCCCUCAGGAAAUCCUGUAUCCAUAUGGACCUGGCACCAGAGAUCUAGAGACACCAAAGAUGGAUGAUGGGAGUUCUGCUGAAAUCAAUUUGCUCAUUUCCUUCAUUUACUUCAAUGUUCCCUAUCGUACCAUCUAUGUCAACAACAACGGUGUGAUCUCCUUCAACGUGCAAGUCAGCCAGUUUACUCCAGAGGCUUUCCCCCUGAGUGACAGCAGGUCAUUCAUCGCUCCGCUGUGGGCCGACGUGCACAACGGCAUUCGAGGAGAUGUUUACUACCGAGAAUCCAUCGACCCAGAAAUGCUGGAAAGAGCGACGCAGGAUGUGCGGAAGUACUUCAAAAACAUACCCUCCUUCACCGCCACCUGGCUCUUUAUCGCAACGUGGCACCAGGUCACCUUCUAUGGUGGAAGCCAGACAACCCCGGUGAACACAUUCCAAACUAUACUAAUCUCAGAUGGUGUGACGUCUUUCACAAUGUUCAACUAUGGAGAAAUCACAUGGAGCACAGGGACAGCCAGUGGUGGGGACCCUUUAACAGGACUGGGUGGUACUACAGCUCAGUCAGGUUUUAAUGGAGGAGACAUUGGUCACUUCUUCAACCUGCCAGGAUCACGGUCAAACGAUGUGGUGAACAUUGAGCAGACGACCAAUGUAAACACCCCAGGGCGAUGGUUCUUCCGUGUAGACACUGAACUGAUAGAUCCCGCCAAUGGCUGCAGCUACAAUGGACGUUUCUACAGACGAGGAGAAAUCUUCUGGCUGUCUGAUCAGUGCUCCCAGAGGUGUCGCUGCCUUGACCUUAACAAUGAGGUUCAGUGCAACGAGGCUCCCUGCGGCCAGCUGGAGAUCUGUGAACAGCAGGAUGGGGCGUUUUACUGCCAGCCUACCCGCACCAGCACUUGUGUGGUAUUCGGAGACCCUCAUUACCACACUUUCGAUGGCUUCCUCUAUCACUUUCAGGGAACCUGCUCCUACCUGCUGGCUCGACCUUGCUGGGACAUGGCGGGGCUUCCCUUCUUCAGUGUGGAAGCCAAAAAUGAAAACCGCGGUGUCACCUCUGUUUCUUGGCUUAGAGACGUCACAGUGGAUGUGUACGGUCAUCGGGUCACAUUACCCAAAGGCAGUUUUGGAAGAGUCCAGGUGGAUGGCUUGAUGAAAACAUUACCGGUCCAGCUCCAGCUUGGUGCCAUCAGGGUAUACCAGUCUGGGCUUGCUGUUGCUUUAGAAACAGACUUUGGACUCUUGGUAACCUAUGAUGGCCAGCACUAUGCAUCCAUUUCCCUACCCAGCUCUUACUUUAACAACACAUGUGGCCUUUGUGGUAACUACAACGAUGACCCGGCUGACGAUCCCGUGCUUCCUGACGGCUCCAUCGCAGAAAGUGUCGUGGAACUCGGGGGCAGCUGGAGGGCAGAGGACACAGACUGGAGGUGCACGGAUGGUUGUGCACAGAACUGUAGCAUGUGUGACCCUCAAACAGAAGCCUUCUACUUUCGCUCAGACUACUGUGGACUCAUCAACAAAACUGAUGGACCCUUUAGGGACUGCAGAGCUGUGGUGGACCCUACAGCCUUUGUGUAUAGCUGUGUGUAUGACAUGUGCAACAACAGAGAUAAUAUCACAACACUCUGCCAGGCUAUCCAGGCUUACGCUCUGGCCUGCCAGGCCAUUGGAGUCACGAUACGACCCUGGAGAUCUCGCACCUUCUGCGCUCUGUCAUGUCCGGACUUCAGCAGUUACCAAGUGUGUACAAGUGCCUGCCCAGCCUCCUGCUCAGACCUCACCUCUCCCUUGUAUUGUGCUCACCCUUGCACUGAGGGCUGCCAGUGUGACCCAGGCUACGUUCUCAGCGGCAGCCGCUGUGUGCAGCUUGAAGACUGCGGCUGUGAGCACAAUGACCUCUAUUACCCCCUCAAUUACACUUUCUGGGCAGGUCCCAGUGGUGAAGAAGGUGAAUGUACACUCCGCUGCACCUGCGGGCUUGCUGGGGAAGUCAGCUGCUUCAAUGAGUCCUGUAAAGACGGGGAGGUGUGUGCUGCUGAGGUUGGUUUGCUGGGUUGCUACCCUCGAAGGGAGGGAGUGUGCUCAAUCACCCAAAACUCAGUAACAUCCUCCUUCGAUAGCACUUUCCUGCUGUUCCCAGACGACAGCUCCUACUACCUGCUGAAGCUGUGCGGUCCAGUACCAGCUAAUGGCUCGAUGGUGGAGGUGAAGAUAGGCAGGCGACUGGUGAACAAAGGCCCGACUUGGAAGAGGCCUGUGGUAGUUACAGUGGCUAACAUGGAAGCUCAGAUGGGAGGGUUAGAUUUUGACACAGUAAAGGUGAAUGGGGAACCAGUGGGGCUUCCAUACGUUCAUCCAAUGGAGACGAUGAUGAUCUACAGAGCACCAGGCAAUGCCACAGUGGUGGAGUCCCGGGGUCUGCUUCGUGUUCACUACACACGCCAAGGAUUCAUAAACAUCUCCCUCUCCACCAUCUUCUACAACGUGACGUGUGGUCUGUGUGGCGUCUUCAAUAGCAAUUCCACGGAUGACCUUCGCCUUCCCAAUGGACGCCUAGCGGACUCUACGGAGCAGUUCACAGAGGGCUGGCGGGCCAUUGCUGACGACCUCUCCUGUAACGGUGACUGCGAUGACUUGUAUCGAAUGUGCACUGACUUGCGUCUCUACCAGAGUCCCUGGAUGUGUGGGAACAUCAAUGACCCUGGGAAUAGUUCAUUUCUGGCGUGUCAUGCGGUCGUCAACCCUUCUCCGUUCUUCAGGAACUGUCUGUAUAACAUGUGUGUGAAGGAAGGGAACCGUUCGGCCCUGUGUUCCUCAGUGCAUGCGUACGCCACUGCCUGCCAGGAUGCUCAAGUGGGUCAUGCUUCCUGGAGGAGUGCAACCAACUGCCCUCUUCCCUGUCCAGAGAACAGUCAUUUUGACGAGUGCACCGGCGCCUGCCCUCUGACCUGCUCCAACUUGGAUGAACCAGAAGAGCCGUGCCCCCUGCCGUGCCAGGAAGGCUGUCAGUGUGAGGAGGGCUUUGCGCUGCGUGAUGGCUUGUGUGUGGCUCGCAGUGACUGUGGCUGUGUGAGCCACGGGCGCCAGUUGGCCACUAAUCAGACUUUCUGGACGGACUGGGAAUGUCAGGAGCGCUGCUACUGCAACGGCUCAGACAACAGCGUGUACUGUCAGCUCGCGCCCUGUCACUCUGAGGAGUACUGUCAGGAGAAUGAUGGCCUGUAUUUCUGCCAGCCACGCACCGAGGCCCUGUGUGUGGCAGCUGGUUAUGGGCAUUUUCUUCCAUUUGCUGGCGUUCCUUUUGAGCUGCAGAGCUCUUGUACUCUUAGGAUGGCCACCACUGAUUGUGGGAGAGAUAGCACAGACCCCACAACCAUCAGCAGAACCUUUCCUCGAUUCAAACUGGCUGCUCGAAAUGAGGAGAGGGACACGGGCCAGGCCAUUUGGGUGAGGGGUUUCGUACUGGAGGUGUACGAUUAUGAGAUUGAAGUAUCUCGAAGCUACAAAAACACUGUCACGGUGAAUAAAGAGCGCUUGUACCUUCCUCUGAGGCUGGGUCCAGGGAAAAUCAACAUCUUCACGUGGGGCAUGCAGCUCAUUCUGGAGACAGACUUUGGCCUAAAGGUGGCCUUCGACUGGAACACUCUGCUCUUGUUAACUUUGCCCCGUGACCUCUAUAACACCUGCUGCGGUAUCUGCCAAGGCAUACCUUUAUCCCCACCCAUGUUCCUCACGACGGACUGGGGCAUGUCGUGGGCAGAGAGGGACACCUUCUGCCAGGUGGGCUGUGGAGACUCCUGCCCACGCUGCGGCCUGGGAGACAAAACGGUGAGGCUGUGUGGGCUGAUUGUGGAUCGAGCCGGUGUGUUUGCUAGAUGUCACAGCAAGGUGGCGCCAGCGUUCUUUUAUCAGAGCUGUCUGCAGGACACCUGUUUGGAUCAGGGAGCUCAGGAUACUAUCUGUAACUGGCUGCAGAUGUAUGCCAGCACAUGUCAGACCCAAGGAGUGCCUGUUACCGGCUGGAGGAGCGACACACCGUGUGUCCAGAGCUGUCCUCCAAACAGCCACUACUCCAGCUGUGUCUCAGUGUGCCCGCCUCAGUGCGCCCCCGCCCGGGGACAGAGGGACUGCAGCCAGGACUGUGUGGAGGGCUGCCAGUGUGACCAGGGCUACGUGCUCAACGGCAAGAGCUGCAUCCUGCCCCAAAACUGUGGCUGCUACACUGAUGGCAAGUACUAUGAGCCCAAACAGCUUUUCUGGAACAACGACUGUACCAAACGCUGCCAGUGCAUCGGACGAAACCUGAUCCAGUGUGACCCCCGGCGCUGUAAGGCAGAGGAGGAGUGCACCCUGCGGUACGGAGUGAGAGGCUGCUUCGCGCGGCGCUCCCAGCACUGCGUGGCGUCAGGCGGUGGGGUCUUCAGGACCUUUGACGGGGCGUCGCUGCGGCUGCCGGCCUCCUGCUCCUUCGUCUUGUCCACAAACUGCCACAAGCUGCCCGACCUCUCCUUCCAGCUCAUCGCCAACUUUGACAAAUGGAGCACACCAAACCUCACCACCAUCUCUCAUGUGUACCUCUACAUCAACGAGGAGAAUAUACUCAUCUCAGGCAACACGGUCAAGGUCAACGGUACACCAGUCUCCGUCCCGUUCGUUACCGGACUGAUGACACGCCUGUCCACGUCUGAGGGUUUCAUCGUCAUCGACACGCCUCAGGACAUCCAGGUCAGAUACAACCACUUUAACACGCUCAGCAUCACAAUGGGCCAGCGGCUUCAGAACAAGGUGUGCGGCCUCUGUGGGAAUUACAACGGAGACCCCAGUGACGACUACAUCACCUCCAGGGGCAAGCCGGCUGUAAGCGCCCUGGAACUCGCUCAGAGCUGGAAGACCAACGGGAUGCAGAACAGCUGUGAUGAGACCCAGUAUGUGGCUCUGGCUCAGUCCUGUGACAACACGGCCGUGAUGGCUCUACAGGCUGAAGACGCCUGUCAGAAGCUUACCCAGCUGAAGGGUUUCUUCCAGCCCUGUCACGGCCUGCUGGAUCCACGUCCUUUCUACCAGUCCUGCUACCUGGACGGCUGCUACAACCACCGCAAGGCUCAGGUCUGUGGCUCACUGGCAGCCUACGCAGAGGCCUGCCGCUCCCUGGGGACCCUCACCACCAAGUGGAUCACACAGGAGAACUGCUCAGAAUGGAUCUACGACCCCUGUGCAGGAGAGAUCUGCACAAACUUCACCUGUGAGCUGGAGAACGGAGGGGACCUGUGUGGCUGUCCGGAGUUACCCACCAGCACGGGAGGUGACGAUGAUAUCAUCCAAGCGGAGGUGAACUGUAAACAUGCUCAGAUGGAGGUCUCCAUCUCAAAGUGUAAGCUCUUCCAGCUGGGCUUCGAGCGAGAGGACGUCAGGAUCAACGAUGAGCACUGCCCCGGCAUCGAGGGAGAGGACUUCAUCUCCUUCCACAUCAACAACACCAAGGGACACUGCGGUUCCAUCGUACAGUCGAAUGGCACUCACAUCAUGUAUAAGAACACUGUGUGGAUCGAGAGCGUGAACAACACGGGGAACGUCAUCACCAGAGACAAGACCAUCAAUGUGGAGUUUUCCUGCGCAUACGAACUGGACCUGAAGAUCUCUCUGGAAACUGUCCUCAAGCCCAUGCUCAGUGUUAUAAACCUCACCUUACCGACCCAGGAGGGAAACUUCGUCACCAAGAUGGCUCUCUAUAAGAACGGCUCAUACCGCAAUCCGUACAGGGAGGGCGAGGUGGUGCUCAGUACCAGAGACAUCCUGUUUGUGGGCGUGUUUGUGGAGGGGGCCGACGAAAACCAGCUCAUCCUCAUCGUGAACAUGUGCUGGGCAACGCCGUCCCGCUACAGCAGCGACAGACUGCGCUACAUCAUCAUAGAGAGAGGGUGUCCAAACAUCAAGGACAACACCAUCGGCAUGGCAGAGAACGGCGUGUCACUCACCUGUCGCUUCCACGUCACCGUCUUCAAGUUCAUUGGGGAUUACGACGAGGUCCACCUUCACUGUGACGUCUCACUGUGUGACUCAGAGACGAACGCCUGCAAAGUGAACUGUCCACACAAGAGGAGGAUGUACUCUGAGGAGAGUAACCAUAAAGAGCACAUACUGAGUGUGGGGCCCAUACGAAGGAGAGAAUCUGACUGGUGUGAGGUGGACAACGGAGGCUGUGAGCAGAUCUGCACCAGUAAAACAUCUGGACCCAUCUGCAGCUGUGUGACUGGGAUGCUGCAACCGAACAGGAGAAGCUGCCGGACUGUGAGCUCCGGCUGUAAAUCCACACCUGCGGUUUCUCUGCUGAGCGUCAGCGCUGUGAUCUGCAUACUCGUGGCUCAUAUUUAUACUCUCUUCUCCUAACACCCUGUGAGCAAAGGAAAGCAACACAGACACAAGAGAAAACACAAACACAAAAAGACUUGAAGAUGCACAAAGUUUCAGCAUUGAUUAUCCAGUAGCUUGCAGCAUUGUCAGCUGAAGGUAUGUAAGUCUCACCUCUUGAAUUCCACCCCUCCAUCCCUCAUGUUGUCAGUCUUCACCUUUUUUUUACUUCACAUAUCAUAACAGUAGUUUUGUGUUCAUUUAAAACCACAUUGUGCGGAUUUUUAUUUUACCAUAUAACAUCUUACAAAUCAUGUGAUGGUCUUGAUGUGUAAAGCAAUCUAUGGUGUAAUGUCUGUAUCAGUAUCUGUAUUUAAUACUGCCACAAGAUGGCGCCAAAGAAAAGAAAAGAAAGUCUCUGGCAAACACAUGUUGGGUGGAAGGUGUAUUUAUUAUGAACACCAUGCAUCUUCUAAACACCAAAGACAGUGGUGUUAAAUCAAAUGCUGCAGUCCCAAUCAUCUCCCUGACUCCCCUCAUUAUUAACACUGCUUUGGAUUCGUGAUAAUCUGCGUAGGAGCUAAAUGUUACCACUGAAUGUUUACUGCGAAUGAAUAGUUACAUAACAGCCCCGAGGAAUGCAGCUGGAGAGAGCACACCUCCUUCAGGGCCAGUAGUCCAGUCUUCUGUAAUAUGCAAAUCUGCCAAGUGUAAGCACAUUAUUUUGAUCUGUGAGUCUCCUCUGCUGUGAUUGCUCGUUUGUGAGUCUGAUCUGGAUCCCCUCCAAAGUUUUGAUGGUUCAUGCACAAGCCUCGGGACAGUCAUUUUUCACUAAAGCCUGUUUGACAACCAAUCUGUACCGCUGUGUCUGCUUGAGGAACACGCCUGCAGUAAAUAUGUUUUGGUAUAAACCAGCAAAUGUACUUUCUAUGUGACCCCUGAAAGCAACAAUGACUGUGUUUAUCACGCUUAAUCAACAAAACCAACAUUGGUUUAUUGUCACAAAGGGUCUGCAGAUCAUGCAUGAAAAUCUCAUCAAGAGAGGUGGCCUACAUCUUUCUACACUGUAAACCUGAACAAAUUGAAAUGACUCCAAAUGAUUGUGAUAACUGAUUACAUAAGACUUUCUAAGUAACAGAAAUAAAAUGUUGGAGUAUAAAUU